GUCUGAUUCCAGACCGGGAAGUGGAGCUCGAUUUAGACCGGUCUCACGGGAAUUUUAUAGGGGACGGUUCAAAGUCUACAUCCCUCCCUCUCUGCCUCUUUCUGCUCUCAGUCAGAGGCAUCUGGAAUCGCUGCGGAUCGGAAUCCUUUUCUCUUUUUUAUUUGUUUCAGGCGUCAAAAGAGGGCAGGGAUGCCUGUUUGUGAAGUGAGUGAAAAGGAUCCACGAAGCUUUUCACUCAGUGGAGGAAAACUUUGAACUGGAACUGGGAUACUUGGAAGAUAAUUUGGAUUUUUUUUCCCCGGAUAAAAUAGUUUUUCUAUGGGAUUUGUUUUUUAUUUUUCUAGUGAGAGCAGGGCUGAGCUGAGGGCAGAGGGGAGCUAAAUGCGGCUGACUGGCGACCCUGCACCGGGAACCAUGAACAGCAGCGGGUCUGGCAACUUUCUGCUGGUCCCCAUACCGGAGUACCCCCUGCUGGACUGCGUGCCCAACAAGACGGUGAAGAUUGUGGUGCUGGGAGCGAGCAACGUCGGGAAAACCGCUUUGAUUGUUAGGUUUCUGACCAAGAGGUUCAUUGGUGAUUAUGAAGCAAACACAGGGGCACUCUACUCCCGAAAGGUCACGCUGGAGGGUGAGGAAGUGUCGCUUCAGAUCCAGGAUACACCUUGUGUCGCUCUCCAGGACGAUGCUGAGGGUCUGUACUGUCAGGAGCAGAUCAACAGGUCAAUCUACUGGGCAGAUGGAUAUGUGCUGGUUUUCUCCAUCACAGACCACAACAGCUACAGAACCAUCCAGCCACUGUACCAGCAUGUCAGACGUAUACACCCCUCUGGAAACAUACCGGUUAUACUGGUUGGCAACAAAAGUGACCUGCUCCGAGCCCGACAAGUGCCUGCAGAUGAAGGCGAGACGUUAGCAGCUUCAUUAGGAGGAGUUUACUUUGAGGUCUCAGCCAGAGAAAACCACGAAGGAGUCCAUGCUGCCUUCCUACAUCUCUGUCAGGAGGUGAUCCGGGCACUGGGAGGAGGGAAUGGGGAGAAGAGAAGAGGAGGACUCCACCUGGCCAGACCCAAAUCUCCCAACAUGCAGGAGCUGAAGAGGAGGUUCAGGCAGGUCCUCUCCUCCAAAGUCAAAUCAGCCACGACCAUCUGAGUGCAGUACGGGCUGAAAAAUGACAACCUGCAGCCGGGCAUGUGGCGGAAAUAAGAGCUAAAACGCCAAAGGGAAAAAAAACAUCACAAGAAGAGUUUUAUGUUUCGAGAUAUGGAGCCAUUACUGGCAUGAAAAGACAUGGUGUGUGUGGUGAUCAAAGCUUCUCGAGAGCACGAGUCGUCCUGAUCAGAAAACAAAGCCUUUCUGGCAGGCGAGCUCUUCUGGAAGGGACUUGUGGUCAACACGACCUCUUUCCAGACUUGAGUACAGCAAAGACGCUGCCCAAAGCUGAAAUGACAGAUACGGCCAAACAAACAGCUUGUGUUGUAUCAGAAACUUUGCAUGUUUGUCAUGAAAGGCAGCAGAACUUUCUGACACGUUUAUGUCUUAUUUCUUUCCGGUUAAAAGCCAAUGAAUACAUCGUGAACAAAGUGAAUUAAAUAUACCAAAAACAGCGAAGACGUAUCAGAUUUAUCCGGUUUGUUUUACAUGACUCAACAUCUCUUAUUUCAUCUCUCAACUGUGUUACAUAUUCAUUGUUUUGUUUUGUUUUUUACUUACUGGGGAAUAAAAUGUUACUCAAAA
Messenger RNA from Haplochromis burtoni (Burton's mouthbrooder), 1734 nucleotides. RefSeq names its product RAS-like, family 11, member A (gene rasl11a). NCBI's taxonomy places the organism in Eukaryota, Metazoa, Chordata, Actinopteri, Cichliformes, Cichlidae. The transcript is spliced from 9 exons. The record is from RefSeq and is a predicted model, not a curated record. Bases 382 to 1149 code for a protein of 255 amino acids. Gene Ontology annotation, molecular function: GTPase activity; GTP binding.